UUAAAAUCUUACCAAAACCAAGACUAAAUUAAAACUUUCCUCCGUCGUUGCGUAGCAAAAGAGAAAGGGAAGAGACUGCCCGCCGGCCGGCCGCCCGCCCCCUCCAUCCUUCCUUGCUUGCAUCUAUCUUCCGUUCCGCCGGCCGCCGCCUCCGCCUCUGCGUGAUUUGACUAGAAGAGAAGAAAAGAUGCUGCCUUGGCUCUUCAGCCGCAAGGGCGCCUCGGGCUUCUCCUGGGCAUCCACCGCCGACCAGGUCACCGCCGGCGUCUCCGCAGCCGGCCUCACCGCAAUAGUCACCGGUGCGUCGAGCGGGAUCGGCGCGGAGACGGCGCGGGUGCUGGCGGCGCGCGGGGCCCACGUCGUCAUGGCCGCCAGGAACCUCGCCGCCGCAGAGGACGUGCGGCAGGCCGUCCUCGCCGAGACCCCCGCGGCGAGCAUGGAGGUGAUGGAGCUGGACCUCUCCUCCCUGGCCUCCGUCCGCAAGUUCGCCGACGACUUCGCCGCCAGGGGACUCCCGCUCAACAUCCUCAUCAACAACGCAGGGGUAAUGGCGACCCCUUUCUCCCUCUCAAAGGAUGGCAUCGAGAUGCAGUUUGCAACUAACCAUGUCGGGCAUUUUCUGUUGACACAUCUUCUGCUGGAGACCAUGAAGAAGACCUCUCGUGAAUCAAACGUGGAAGGAAGAAUUGUUAAUGUUUCGUCAGAGGGGCACAGGUUUGCAUACAAGGAAGGCAUCCGUUUCGCCAAGCUAAAUGACGAGGAAGAGUAUAGCACCAUUGCAGCAUACGGGCAGUCAAAGCUUGCCAACAUUUUACACGCUAAUGAACUUGCCAGGAGAUUUAAGGAAGAGGGUGUUAACAUCACUGCGAACUCUCUGCAUCCUGGAUCUAUCAUCACGAACCUUCUUCGCCACCACAGCAUCAUAGAUGUCAUGAGCCGGACGCUUGGUAGACUGGUGCUGAAGAACGUCCAGCAGGGGGCUGCGACGCAGUGCUACGUGGCGCUGCACCCGGGCGCGAAGGGGGUGUCGGGGAAGUACUGGAGCGACAGCAACCUGUACGAGCCGAGCGACAAGGCCAAGGACGCGGAGCUGGGGAAGAAGCUGUGGGACUACACCCUCGACCUCGUCGUGGCCUGAAGAAUGCCUGACCUGGUUUGGUUUGGUUUGGUUGAUUGGGAGAGAUGAGAUGAAAGAUAUGGGAGGAAGUCGAUACGGUAUAAUGGACAGUAAUGUAAUACUGUAUAUACAACAAACAGCUGAGUCUGCGUGUCUGGUAAAAGUAAAACAGACAAAUAGGGAGAGAAUUUGAUCCAUGUGUCUGAAUUCCGUCAUGUGCAGAUGCAACAAGAGAAUUUUUGUUGGUGCA
This is a messenger RNA of Triticum aestivum (bread wheat), 1367 nucleotides long. RefSeq names its product short-chain dehydrogenase TIC 32, chloroplastic. Lineage: Eukaryota; Viridiplantae; Streptophyta; Magnoliopsida; Poales; Poaceae. The coding region runs from base 188 to 1138 and encodes 316 amino acids. The record is from RefSeq and is a predicted model, not a curated record. The transcript is spliced from 8 exons.